UUUUGCCCCUGCAGUUCCUUCUCCCUCAGCCAUGUUCGUCUCUAGGGUUUUUGCUCGCGUUUCGAGGGCCGUCCCCAGGAACGCAGUGACCUUCGCCGCCCAGCCGAAUCACCGAUUCCCAAUCCUUUCCAAUCAGUCGCAGCCUCUGAUUCAGGACAUGCCCAAUAAGUUAAUUCUGAGCCAGGUGUCUUUGUUGCAUCAUUCAACCCCAACUUCUUCUAUAUCUCAACUAUUUGGAUUCUCUUCAUCUGCAUCUCCGGAGCCUUCUGAAAGGGUUGGAAAUGGAGGUUCUGAGAAGAGUGAUGCUAAAGUGUCUGAAGGUGGGGAUACACAAGCGGCUGAUCAAACCAAAGAAUCAGAUUCCGACGAAGACUUGUCUACCGAGGACCUGGUGAAACUUCUUACGGAAAAGGAAGAACUUCUGAAGCAAAAGCAUAAAGAGGUGGAGAAAAUGCAAGAUAAAGUCCUACGCACUUAUGCAGAAAUGGAAAAUGUCAUGGACAGAACAAGGCGUGAAGCAGAGAAUACGAAGAAGUUUUCAAUACAGAACUUUGCAAAGAGUUUACUAGAUGUUGCAGACAAUUUAGGUAGAGCUGCUUCUGUUACCAAAACCGGUUUCACAAAACUUGAUCAGUCUGAGAAUUCUGCUGGUGCUCUACCACUUUUGAAAACUCUUCUUGAAGGAGUCGAAAUGACUGAGAAACAACUUGCUGAGGUGUUUAAAAAGUACGGUAUAGAAAAAUAUGAUCCUACAAAUGAGCCAUUUGACCCACAUAGGCAUGAUGCUGUAUUCCAAGUAUCAGAUCCUUCGAAGCCUCCUGGCACUGUUGCUCAAGUUCUCAAGCCUGGAUAUAUACUUCAUGAUCGAGUUAUUAGGCCGGCUGAGGUUGGUGUAACUCAAGCGGAAAACAAUGCAGCUGGGGAAGAUGGUGGCAAUUGAACUUUUUACUGCUAUAAUAGAAUUCACUAUGACAUUUUGGUGUUUUGAAGUACAUGACCAAAUUUUAGCAUGUGUUCAAGAAACUUGAAUGAGAUCUAAUGUUAUUCCAUGACUUCAGGUCCAACGUUAUUUCCAGUGAAAUUGUUAUUCCACAUUUUGUAUG
This is a messenger RNA of Fragaria vesca subsp. vesca, 1103 nucleotides long. Its product is annotated as protein GrpE-like. Gene Ontology annotation, molecular function: adenyl-nucleotide exchange factor activity; protein-folding chaperone binding; protein homodimerization activity. The record is from RefSeq and is a predicted model, not a curated record. Gene Ontology annotation, biological process: protein import into mitochondrial matrix; protein folding. The transcript has 6 exons. Gene Ontology annotation, cellular component: PAM complex, Tim23 associated import motor. The coding region runs from base 32 to 940 and encodes 302 amino acids. Lineage: Eukaryota; Viridiplantae; Streptophyta; Magnoliopsida; Rosales; Rosaceae.